This is a messenger RNA of Brugia pahangi, 432 nucleotides long. Lineage: Eukaryota; Metazoa; Nematoda; Chromadorea; Rhabditida; Onchocercidae. The record is from the annotation of a GenBank genome assembly.
AUGCCAUGGUUUACGUUGAGGCAGUAUGAAUCUCCAGGAAAUAAUUUCAAAUGGCUUGUUUGGUUGUUUGCCUUUUUGGGUACCAUCUAUCAGUGUAUUUUUCACGAAAGAUUCAAAACGAUAGAGACUUUAUUGUAUAUUUCUUUUGCUGUCGUACCUUUUAGUGCUAUAUACAGUAUGUGUGACCUUAGUGAUCUAACGUUAAUGCUAGCUGGUGGUAUUGUUUACACGAUAGGCGUUAUUUUUUUAAAUCAGACGGCAUCAUACCUUUUGCGCAUACACUUUGGCAUCUUCAUGUUGUUGUUGGUGCAGCAUUACAUUGGUAUGCCGUUUAUAGCACACUUCUUGGACCAAAUAAUUAACUUUCACCCAAGCAAACAUAAAACAGUAGAUCAUCAAAAGCUUUUUAUGAGUGUAGUAUUACUUAGAUAG